GAAUAACUAGGGACCUGCCUAAGCUGUUCCUUCCUUACAUUUGUGUCACACAUCAGCAACAACCUCCGAUGAAAACUCCUCUGCUUUCAUGGCUUUUCUUACUCCGCAUUUGCUAUGUUUCACUCACCUUCCAUACGUUUGUGGUCUCUACCCAAUGUCCCGGCGAUCAGCAAUCUUUGCUGCUAAAAUUGAAGGACAGCCUCACAUUUGACCCUGCAACGUCUCGAAAACUUGUGAAGUGGAACAAUGCCUCGGACUACUGCUCUUGGGAAGGAGUGUCCUGCAAACAGGGUUGUGUUUCGAAUCUGGACUUGAGCAACGAGGCGAUUACUGGGGGACUUGAUAAUUCCAGUCCUCUUUUCGGUCUGAAGUCGAUCGAGAACCUGAAUUUGGCUUACAACAACUUCAACUACACUCAGAUUCCUUCCGAGUUCAAGCAGCUAACAGGUUUGACCAAUCUGAACUUGUCGAAUGCUGGCUUUGCGGAGCAGGUUCCGAUUGAGAUUUCGCACUUGACGAGGUUGGUAACUCUUGAUUUGUCUACCCUCGUUAUUCAGUUGAAUCUUGAGAAGCCGAAUUUGAAAGUGCUCAUUCGGAACUUUUCUGAGCUUGUUAAACUUUAUCUUGAUGGCGUGAAUAUAUCAGCACAGGGGACUGAAUGGUGCCAAGCUAUAUCAUCUUCACUGCCAAAAUUGAGGGUGCUGAGCUUGUCCGCUUGUUCUCUUUCAGGCCCUAUUGAUAGUUCAUUACUGAAGCUUCAAUCGCUCUCGGUUAUUCGUUUAGAUUACAAUGAUUUCUCUAUUCAAGUUCCUGAGUUCUUCUCAAAGUUCCCAAAUUUGACUUCCUUGCACCUAAGCGAUUCUGGCUUAUAUGGUACAUUCCCAGAGAAGAUCUUCCAGGUACCUACACUACAGACUAUUGACUUAUCUUCGAAUCCACAGCUUCAGGGUUCCUUACCAGAAUUUCCAAAGAAUGCAUCUCUUCGGUCCUUGGUUCUAAGGAGGGCUAACUUUUCAGGGUUUCUACCGAACUCUAUUGGCAACCUCAAAAUGUUGUCCAACAUAGAUAUUUCGUGGUGCAAUUUCAUUGGAUCAAUCCCAAGGUCAACAGAACACCUUCAUCAAUUGGUUAAUUUUGACUUGCAAGGGAAUGAGUUCAAUGGUUCAGUUCCAUCCUUCAGUAUGGCAAAGAAUCUAACCUCGAUAUAUCUUUAUAACAAUCUACUUGAUGGGACUAUUCCGUCAUCUCUGUUUUCUCUUCCCAUGCUGCAACAUUUAGACCUUUCUAACAAUCUACUUGAUGGGACUAUUCCGUCAUCUCUGUUUUCUCUUCCCAUGCUGCAACAUUUAUACCUUUCUUACAAUCACUUCUCUGGCCAGUUACCUGAAUUUGGUAAUUUUUCUUCCCUACAAGUCCUUGAUUUGAGUAGCAAUAGUUUGGAAGGGCCUAUACCCAUGUCCAUCUUUAAUCUACGACAGCUUCAUUUUCUCUCACUUUCUUCAAACAACUUCAGUGGGUCCUUUCUGCUUAAUGAUAUUCAACAACUGAAAAAUCUCCAAGAACUUUAUCUUUCAUACAAUAGCUUGCUAAUUAAUCAUUACAGUUCCAAUUCCUCCUACUCCUGUCCUCAACUUCGCACAUUGAAAUUAGCUGCUGGAAAGUUGAGAACCUUUCCUGAUUUCUUGAGAAAUCAAUCAAUAUUAGAGGUUUUGGACCUAUCCCUAAACCAGAUCCAUGAAAUACCCAACUGGAUUUGGAGGCUUAGUACUCUUGGUGAACUAAAUCUUUCUUGCAACUCUCUGGUAAAUCUACCAGGUCCUUUCCUCAAUCUUUCUUUCUCUGUGCUUGACCUUCAUUCCAACCAGCUUCAGGGACCAAUUCCAAUGCUUCCACCAUAUGCCGGUUAUCUGGAUUACUCAAGAAAUAAUUUCAGCUCAAGCAUACCGGCAGAAAUUGGUGAUUUCCUUGUGAGCACUGUGUUCUUCUCUCUUGCAAGUAAUCACAUCCACGGGAUCAUUCCAGAAUCAGUAUGCAAGGCGACAUCUCUUGAGGUUCUUGAUCUGUCCAAUAAUUCCUUAAGUGGCAUGAUUCCCCAGUGCUUGACUGCAAGGAACGGGCCUCUUGCAGUACUUGAUUUAAGGAGAAACAAACUUUCUGGCACUCUUCCUGAUAAUUUUCCUGAGAACUGUAGUCUACAAACUCUAGACCUCAAUGGCAAUGUGAUUGGUGGUCAGUUCCCAAAAUCUCUAACCAACUGCACAAUGUUAGAGGUGUUAAACCUGGGAAACAAUCAGAUAACAGAUGUCUUUCCAUGCUCAUUGCAGAACAUAUCCAGCUUGCGUGUACUUGUCUUGCGUUUCAACAAAUUUUAUGAUAGCAUUGAAUGCCUCAAGACUAAAAGAGACUGGCCAAAGCUUCAAAUUAUUGACUUAGCUCGCAACAAUUUUACUGGCGAAAUACCAGGAAGUUUUUUGAAAACGUGGCAAGCAAUGAUGGCUGACAAAGAUGGUGCCGUGUCAAAGAUUAAUCACCUCCAAUUUCAAGUUUUAGUCAACGGCCAGGUGUACUAUCAGGAUACCGUAACAGUUACCACCAAAGGUCAAGAGAUGGAAUUGGCAAGGAUCUUAACAGUCUUCACCUCAAUUGACAUCUCCUGCAACAAUUUUAAUGGAUCAAUACCUGAGGAAGUGGGAAAGCUCACAUCACUUCAUGGCCUAAACUUGUCCAGUAAUGCUCUCACAGGCGCAAUCCCAUCAUCAUUAGGUAAUCUACGACAGCUUGAGUCCUUAGACCUUUCGGACAACAAAUUGAGCGGAACAAUUCCAUCACAACUUUCCAAACUUAAUUUCCUCUCAUUCCUAAAUCUGUCGAGCAAUCAACUUGUCGGGAAGAUUCCAACCGGCACUCAGAUUCAGUCUUUUUCAGCAGAUUCUUUCGCAGGCAAUAAAGGAUUAUAUGGGCCACCGUUAGAUGACGGAUCACCAAGGUUGCCACCAACAUUAGAAGGCAAACAUUCUAAUUCUGCGCACAGAAUUGAUUGGGAUCUUAUCAGUGUUGAAGUUGGAUUUAUUGUUGGCUUUGGAGUUGCGGUCGGGUCACUUGUGUUGUGCAAGAGAUGGAGUAAAUGGUAUUACAAAACAAUGUAUAAAAUCCUUGUUAAGAUAUUCCCUCAGCUUGAAGAUAGAAUUGGUCCUCACCGAAGACAUGUCCACAUAAAUCAGAGGUUCAGACGCUGAAGUUAAUGAUCAUGGGGACCAAUGGAGCUGGACCUCAAGCUAUGCCUGGGGAAUUUGAGAUCCAACAAAUAAGAGGUUUGCUUUUUGGUUUUACCUUUUAAAUUUGUGUAUGUUAUAGUUAUAUUUGUAAUAGUUUAUUGUGUAUCUUUAUGCCUUGUUUUCAAUAAACUUCCUCGUACCGUCGAGGUUCUUGAAGUUAGUGUAAAUUGAUAUACCCAAAAGAGUGUACCACAUGUAAUGUAUUAUUUGUUCGAAUUGUGUAGUACGAUGUCGAGACCAACUCCACCCAAAAGAGUGUACUACAAAGAAUAUCUUGACUUCUAAAUUGCGAUAUGUUUUAACA
Malus domestica (apple) is the source of this 3579-nucleotide messenger RNA. RefSeq names its product receptor-like protein 7. Gene Ontology annotation, molecular function: protein binding. The record is from RefSeq and is a predicted model, not a curated record. NCBI's taxonomy places the organism in Eukaryota, Viridiplantae, Streptophyta, Magnoliopsida, Rosales, Rosaceae.